UCAGUGAAUCCAGCCUGAAUGUGUCCAAAAAACUUAAGUCUCUUCACAUCACAGUCGUAAAAAAAAUAGUGUUACCUAGCGAUGUAUCUGUGAGAAGCAGACAUUAAAAAUUGAAGAAAGUGGCAGUGAACAGUUUUGAACAGAAGCAAUUAACGAAAUGGUGAUUAAAAAAAAUCGAGCAGAGUUGAAGAUUUCGUACAUUAAAUUGACAGGCUCCAUUCACCACUAAGCAGAUGAGAAAGUGGCUGUAUUUCAUCUGGCUUGUUUACCAAGGAGUGGCUGUUAAAACAAUAGAUGUUGUAGAGAAGCCUGUUAAAAAAUAUGAAGAACUAGAGCUUGGCUGUGGCUGCUCUUCUAAUCAAAAUGUGACUCUCGUAUGGAUUAAACACACCAGUGCCAAUGUGACAAUUGUCCAGAGUGCUAAUGAUUUAUGGGGCCCUAAACUGAUCAACCGAAAUGAAAUACUUCUCUGGCAAAAGGUUACCAAAGACGGCACCAGUUACACUUGUCUAUCCCAGCAUACUAAUGGAUCCACUGUCAUAUGUGGAUCUUACGCUGUCAAAAUGUAUGAUUGUGAAGAUUCGAGAACAAUAGAGCCAGAGAAUGUGAUGAACCUUGAUGUGGGGGGUUCAGCAACGUUCACCUGCACUCAACACUUCCCAUGUGACAACUUUAGUGAUCAUCACUCGGUUACCAUGACAACUGAAAUUAAAAACCACAAUGUGCGAUGUUCAGUCAGUAACUACAGAUUGAAACAAACAUGCGAACUGCGGAUUUCAAACUUGAUUGAAGAAGAUUUUGGGAGAGCUGUAAAAUGUGUUGUAAAUGACAGUGGGCGAGUUUCCAUUCUUCAGGCAUUUCCUUUUAAGAAAGAGAUCAAUACUCUAACAGAAUCUGGAUCCAGUUUAAUCAUGCCCAUCGUAUUAGCUGUUCCAUUGAUUCUACUAGUUAUUGUAUUUAUUGUGGUAUUUUACAAAAGGUGCAAUUACACACUGCAGAGUAAAUACUCCAUCUUUAAUUCACACAAAGAGAAGAACAGAAAAGUGAUGGUCUAUACCUUUAAUGAUGAAGAUUGGAAGGAAGAGUUACCCCUCUUGGAAAAACUGCUAGAAGAUUAUGUUACUGCCACCAUACAUGAUGUUAAACCUGGACAGAACAUAUUAGAAGGAUUCAGUGAAGAGGCAAAAACAUGUGUUGCUAUAUUAAUUGUGGUAGACAUGGGGUCCCUUGCACAGGAUGAAUCAUACAAGAACAGAUUCCACAAUCUGCUAAAAUGUGAUGCUGUGAAGGGGAAAUCUGGAAUCCUGCCAUGUUAUACAACAAUUUUGUAUGUUCAUCAAAGCUGUCAUGAAUACACUUACGCCAAAGAUAAGCAGGAGAAAAAGUUUUACUCCAUUGAUAUUAAACACAAAGAGGAUGCCCAAAUCAAAAGAAAACUUUUGAAAAGGUUACCCAAAAAAAGUUCUGCCAGUGAAGUACAAAGCAAAAACAGUUAUAGUACAUUUGUUGUUGAAAAUCCUGGGGCACAGGCACCACAAAGUUAUUCUAGAAUGGAAAGUAAUAAUAGCACCUCCCCUCUUGUCCCCUAAAAAAGGUUUGGAUUCCACUCCAAUCACUCCAAUAGAAAUUGAUGAAACUGAAAUAUAUACUAUCCAGUUCUAACCAGUUUAAGAAUUAUCUACCCAUGCAUUUAUAUCCACAUCACUUCAAUUUUAAAAAUGUAUUUGAAAAGCAUUGAUUAACUUAUUGAAUAUCAAUUUUAUUUCUGAUACAAUCCAAGAUAAAUAAUGUAAUUGAAAUGUAAAUGUGAUUUAUAUAUAUAUAUUAAAUAUAUACAUGUAUAUUACCUGGUUCAUCUAUAUGAUAUCUUCAUACCCACAUGAAAUUCCAGUAAAAGCAUUUAAUUGUUUAUUUUAAUGCAGUUGAUCCAGGUUUAAUUUGCAGGGCAUUGUAGUAGUUUAAUUUAUAUAUGUACUAGCUAUCUGCAUGUUUUAAUUGGCAACCAAAAUUUGAGUGUCAUUCUUUGAGUUAUCAGUGAGUUACCUAGCUUAUAGUUCCUUGCAGUGUUAACAAAGUUUUUGUUUACAUUUGAAUGUUGAAGUGAAAAUUCCAGUUUUAGACCUAAAAUGAAUGUGUUAAACGUUGGGAACUGUUUAUUUAUGCUUAAAAUGAAUUAAAAGAUAGAAAAACAG
Messenger RNA from Magallana angulata, 2192 nucleotides. RefSeq lists its product as uncharacterized. The coding region runs from base 234 to 1589 and encodes 451 amino acids. The transcript is spliced from 8 exons. Lineage: Eukaryota; Metazoa; Mollusca; Bivalvia; Ostreida; Ostreidae. The record is from RefSeq and is a predicted model, not a curated record.